Molecule: messenger RNA, 1371 nt
Organism: Apis mellifera (honey bee)
Lineage: Eukaryota; Metazoa; Arthropoda; Insecta; Hymenoptera; Apidae
Gene: cGlr1
Exons: 9
Coding region: 261-1187 (308 amino acids)
Source: RefSeq, a predicted model, not a curated record
AUGCAAAAGGAAUUAGAGAAAAAUUUAUCUAAUGAUGAAGUAUUUAAUGCAAUAAAUAAAAUAUUUAUAUCAUUAGAAGAUGAUGAGAUACGUACAAUUAAUGAAUCUUUAUUGCUGGUAGUUUUUAUAAAGGAACAAAAAUAGAAAAACCAAAUGAAUUUGAUCUAAAUAUUAUUUUAAAAUUACCUUUUAAUAAUAAACAAAUAAAUUUUUAUUCAGAAAGACCAGCUUUUGUCCAAAUCCAAAUAGAUCAAUCGACUAUGUAUAAUUCUAAAUAUGAUCAUCUCACAGAUAAAGGAAAAAAAAUAUAUAACAAUAUUAUUGAUUAUGGCUAUUUAAAUCCAAAUAAAUUUCGUCGUUGGAUUCAAGGAAUUCUAUAUAAAGUCCUUCAUAAAAAAUUAACAAAAGUUGAUAAUGGAUAUGAAUUAAUCAUAAAUAAACAAUUAAAGGCAAAAAUCAGAAUAAAAGAGAGUGGUCCUGCAUAUACAUUAAUAAUAAAUAUUGAAACUGAAACUAAAACUAAAACUAUUCAUGUUGAUUUAGCUCCAGCAUUAGCUUUCCAUAUAAAUUACAUUAAUCAGUUUAUUUUUAAAUUUAAUGAACUUCAAAAUUGUCGAAAUAAAACAUGGUUUGCAAUUCCAUUACCAUUAACAGAUGAUGAUAUUAAUAAUAAGAAUUUUUAUUGGAGACUUUCUUUUAGUUGUCAAGAGAAAGAAAUUCUUACUAAAUAUGGUCGUAUAAAACCAGUCAUACGUCAAAUGAAGAAAUUAAGAGAUACACAAAAUUGGAAUAGUAUCGCAAGUUAUUUCAUAGAAACUUUAUUUUUACAUAAAAAGGAAGAAUUGAAAAACGAUCUCGAAAAAAUACCAUUUACAUUAUUUUUAUUUAAAAUGCUUCAAGAAUUAUAUUAUGCUUGUGAUAAACAUACAUUGGAAUUUUAUUGGGAUAAAAAUUAUAAUUUAUUCUCAAAGAUUAGUGAAAGAGAAAUGUAUAACAUAACUUACCGCUUAAAAAAUAUCAUAAAGAGUAUUGAAAGAUGUUCAAGUGAUAAAUUCAUACUGGCUAGCUUUAUUUUAAAUUCACAGGAAUUAAAAUUAUUACAAGAAAAAAUAAAUAACAAUAAUCAAUAUGUAGAAGAUAAAAAUGAUACAGAACAGGAAAAUAGUAAAUGGUGCACAAUAACUUGAUUUACUUUAAAAUAUUUUUACAUAAUAAAAUUUUUUUACUAAUUUUAUUUUUAUUUUUUAACAUUAAAAAUUUUAUAAAUAUAUAUUCAAUAUAUUUUUAACAAUUUUGUAUUUAAUAUAUAAUAAUGUGUGUAAUGUAUAAUAUAUAAUUUAAUAAUAUACUCAAAAUAUUUUCAAAUUAAAA